Molecule: messenger RNA, 1315 nt
Organism: Phanerochaete carnosa HHB-10118-sp
Lineage: Eukaryota; Fungi; Basidiomycota; Agaricomycetes; Polyporales; Phanerochaetaceae
Exons: 6
Coding region: 132-1157 (341 amino acids)
Biological process (GO): coenzyme A biosynthetic process
Cellular component (GO): cytoplasm; nucleus
Molecular function (GO): phosphopantothenate--cysteine ligase activity
Source: RefSeq, a predicted model, not a curated record
UUGCAUGAUGGCUCCCGCUCAUGAAAUCCAGAAACCCGAAAAACUCGUGAUAUCCAAAGAUCUAGUGAAUUGCCCGAGGCUCGAAUAUAUAGCAUAGGGCAGAACAUACCCGGACUACACGCAAGGCACAUAUGGCCAACGACGAGAGCCAGAGCACUUCGUUCUCAGCCGAGAGGUACUUUGCGACCCAGCUUCCGCCUGCAUCCCUCGAGGCGGACGUUGCACAGGUAAGGGAAUGGGUGCAGAGGCAGCAAGAGGCUAACAGGCAGGUCGUUCUGGUUACUAGUGGAGGAACAACCGUCCCACUCGAGCUCAAUGUGGUCCGAUUCUUGGACAACUUCAGUGCCGGUACACGAGGUGCAACCUCCGCCGAAUACUUCCUGAAAGCCGGUUAUGCGGUCAUCUUCAUGCAUCGCCAGUUCAGCCUACAGCCUUUUAGUCGACACUAUUCACAUUCCACACAUCCCUUCCUCGACUUCCUCGACGUAGAUGACGUUGCAGACAUCCAAGUGAAGGCUGCGGAGCGUCCACAGCUCAUCGAGGUACUGAAGACGUACAAGCGGGUGCAGGGGGCUGGGACGCUGCAUAUGCUUACUUUUGUGACCGUAAACGAUUAUCUCUGGCUCCUUCGCGCCAUCAGCAAGGAGCUGUAUCCACUCGGCCGGAACGCAAUGUUCUAUCUCGCUGCGGCCGUGAGCGAUUUUUUCUUGCCUCGGCAGAAGAUGAGCGAGCAUAAAAUCCAAUCGGGCAAGGGAAGCCUGCAUAUCGAAAUGGACCAGGUGCCCAAGAUCCUGAAACCCCUCGUGACAGAAUGGACAAGAGGGGGCUACAUAGUAUCUUUCAAGCUUGAAACGGAAGAUGCGCUCCUUAUACCUAAAGCGCGGGCUGCGCUCGCAAGAUAUGGCCACCAGGUCGUUAUUGGUAAUGAGCUACAUACGCGUAAAUACCAAGUCGUGUUCGUCUCGCCGGCAACCGGCAAGCCAGCCCAGACGGAGAGCGGUGGAGACUCGGACUCGUCGAAAUUUUCAGAGUCUUGGCUUCGGAUAGAUCUUGCGGCGGAUCCAACGAAAGAGAUAGAGGAGGAUAUUGUGGCGGAGCUUGUACGGCGACAUCGAGUGUGGUCAGGCAGUGGUUUGUCCAGUCAGCCUGCUGCGUAGGCAUGUAGGGCACCCGUGUAAUUAAUAGGUAUAGAUCCAGUGGCGUUGCUAGACAGUGACCACCGCCAUGACGUCCUAUCUUGAUUAUGACUUUUCGUCGUACGAUCUUCUGUGGCUGUACGCACCCUUCCCUGGGAGCUGGCAUUGCAAAUUGUGGG